Hordeum vulgare subsp. vulgare (domesticated barley) is the source of this 779-nucleotide messenger RNA. RefSeq names its product membrane protein PM19L-like. Bases 163 to 711 code for a protein of 182 amino acids. NCBI's taxonomy places the organism in Eukaryota, Viridiplantae, Streptophyta, Magnoliopsida, Poales, Poaceae. The transcript has a single exon. The record is from RefSeq and is a predicted model, not a curated record.
CAUCAUACUCCAUUCGGUUCGAUUCUUGCUUGCACCAAAUCCAAUCCCACUCCCACUCUCAUCGUCAAUCGAGCGAGUGACACCGACAGAGCUCCAUCCCCAUCUCUCUCCCUCUCUGGACCAACAACGACAAGAAGAAGAAGAAGAAGCUGGGCAGCAGCAAUGGCGGGCGUCGGUCGCAACAUGGUGGCGCCGCUGCUGGUGCUGAACCUCAUCAUGUACAUCAUCGUCAUCGGGUUCGCGAGCUGGAACCUCAACCACUUCAUCAACGGCCUCACCAACCGCCCCGGCGUCGGCGGCAACGGCGCCACCUUCUACUUCCUCGUCUUCGCCAUCCUGGCCGGCGUCGUCGGCGCCGCGUCCAAGCUCGCCGGCGUGCACCACGUCCGCACCUGGCGCGGCGACAGCCUCGCCACCUCCGCGUCCUCUUCGCUGGUGGCCUGGGCCAUCACCGCAUUGGCGUUCGGGCUGGCGUGCAAGGAGGUCCACAUCGGCGGCUACCGCGGGUGGCGGCUCCGCGUGCUGGAGGCGUUCGUCAUCAUCCUCGCCUUCACGCAGCUGCUCUACGUGCUUGCUCUCCACUCCGGGCUCUUCGGGAACCAGUUCGGUGACCAUGCUGGCGGUGGUGGGUAUCCGGCGGAGCACGGCGGAUAUGGCGCCGGCGACCCGCACAACAAGGGCAUGGCCACCGGCGGCGUCGCCAGGGUCUGAAGAAUCGGAUAGAUGAUCUCGCCGUGGCAGCGACGGGUGGAUAAUAAAUUGUACUGUGCUAGUACGUA